Pogonomyrmex barbatus (red harvester ant) is the source of this 936-nucleotide messenger RNA. Its product is annotated as odorant receptor 13a-like. Gene Ontology annotation, molecular function: olfactory receptor activity; odorant binding. The record is from RefSeq and is a predicted model, not a curated record. Lineage: Eukaryota; Metazoa; Arthropoda; Insecta; Hymenoptera; Formicidae. Gene Ontology annotation, biological process: sensory perception of smell; detection of chemical stimulus involved in sensory perception of smell. Gene Ontology annotation, cellular component: plasma membrane.
UCAAGUAAAUUUCAGUAUUUAAUUUCGGAAAUGGACUAUACUAUCAAGUGCGCAGGACACCAUGAGAAAGUAGUUUACCAACGGUACGUCGAUAAAUGUGCAAUGUUUUACGCAAGCUCCACAUUGGCAGUUUUUUCCACUGCAUUCGUCUCAAUGAUCGCGCCACUGAUAACAGCCGAUCAGAGCUUCCCAACAGACUCACGAUAUCCUUUUAACGUGGAAUAUGAACCAGUGAAGUCUAUUAUCUUUCUACAUGAAAUCAUCGUUAUUUGGCAGUGUUUUUCCAUUGUUUGCCAUUGUUGUUUUAUUGGACUUCUCAUAUUGUUUGCUGCGGCGCGGUUCGACAUCUUGUCACAACAAUUUCGUAAAGUCACAAACAUCCACGAUAUUACUCUAUGUAUACGGCAACAUAUAAAAUUGUUAAGAUAUGCUCAAGAAGUAAUAACUGCUGUUCGUUCAUUGAUAUUAACAGUAAUAAUUAUCUGUACAUGGGUGAUUAUAGCUAGUGGUCUUACGAUUGUAGGCAAAAGUACAUUUGCGGAUAAAGUACAAUUCAUGAUUUUAUGCAUAACCGGACUCAUGGAAGUUUAUGCAUGUGCUUGGCCAGCUGAUCACUUGAUAGAUGCAAGUACCAACGUUGCACAAGCAGUUUACGAAUUAUUGUGGUACGAUCAAAACAAGAUUAUUCAAAAAAAUGUGUGCUUUAUUCUACUAAGGAGUCAAACACCAAUGAUAGUUUCUAUUUCUGUUAUACUUCCAACUUUAUCAUUACAAUAUUAUGCAUCGUAUGUUUCAACAGCCUUAUCUUAUCUAAUGACAUUGCGAAUAGUAUUUUUGGAAAAUGAUGAAAUCAAAAAUUGAAAUGUAAUUAUGCAUAAUUCCUCCAAAUUUUUGUUCACAAAAAAUUUCUAUAUUUUACAUAAUAAAUCUUUUAUC